AUGGCAAACCUCACGUAUCAAAUUAUGAUAAGUAGAUAAGGGGAACGAAAACAUCGACAUAGUUUUAUCUCUAAACAAGUGCACACCACCACAUAUUUCAAAUAUCCGUGUUUAGUUCUUUUUAAGAGUUUUAUAUCAACUGGACUAGUCUUAGUAAGACUAUUAAUUCGUGCAUGGCUAUAUUGUUGUACCUUAGUGCCUGCUUGAGCCUGUCCCUUGCGGCCCCUAGUGGAAAAGGGGUCUCUUCUGACAUUAAACAUGUGAAUCUUCUGAUGCCGGAGGUCCAGCCUAAAAAGGCGGACACAUACCUAUGUACUCCGAUGAAAAUGGGCGAGACACCAACAUAUCUUAUUGGGUUCGAGCCCCAUGCAAACAUGGACAUUGCCCAUCAUAUACUGCUGUACGGAUGUGCUACACCAGGAAGUAAAGACCAUGUUUGGAACUGCGGCGAAAUGGCUUCCCGAAGCUCCAGUUAUGAAAAGGGACCUGUGUGUGGAAGUGGUGCCAAAAUUCUGUACGCAUGGGCCAUGGACGCACCCUCACUGUCCUUACCAGAGGAAGUUGGAUUUAAAGUAGGUGGAGACACUGGAAUCAACUACCUUGUUCUACAAGUUCAUUACAAAAAUGUGGAUUCAUUCUUACCACCAAUUAAUGGAGUAGAUAGCUCUGGUAUUACCUUGACGGAAACAGACAAACCACAACGCCGGCGGGCUGGCGUUUACUUGUUGGGAACUUCCGGUACUAUCAGACCACACACUAUAACGUACAUGGAGACAGCGUGUGGAUAUGACAACGAUUUUGCAGUUUAUCCGUUCGCUUUCCGAACACAUGCACAUACACAUGGUCAGGUUACCUCAGGAUACAGAAUCCGGGAAGGACAGUGGACAGAAAUAGGAAGAAAAUCACCUCAAAAACCUCAGAUGUUUUAUAAUGCAACAACUCCAGGACUAGUGGUACGGAAAGGAGAUAUACUGGCUGCGAGAUGUACCAUGAAGAACGAUUUGAAUAGAAGAGUAGACAUUGGGAGUACACAGAACGACGAGAUGUGUAAUUUCUACAUGAUGUACUAUACCGAGGAACGGGAUAAGACCAUGCCCAGUACAUACUGUUUCAGUUCAGGACCUCCCACAUAUUACUGGGCAACCGACCCUAAAAUGUCCUCCAGCGUCAACAACAUACCAGAAACAGCGAGUGUCAUACCAGGCACGGACAAAGUCAUACAUCAAACGGCUGAACCAGGCCUGUAUGAAGACAAGGGCACUGAUAAAUAUGAAAGUGACAUCUAUGACGUCAAAGGGGCCGACAUGAAUAUAGACCCAGCAUCACUAGAACCAUACGAACUAGACCGGCUGAUAGAGUAUCUCAAAGAACGUGGCCCCAGGGCAUAUGAUGAAGAGUAUUAUUGAUUUGAAUAUUGAAGAUAUUUCAUCUUGGCAUAUCAAUGUUAACAAUAACACUGAAUUAAAAAACAUCAGUAUUGGAUUUAUUCUAUAUAUGGACAAUUUUAGAGGGAUAUUUCCUCUAUAUAUAUUUCAAACAAAUUGAAAAUAAAUGGUGACAUGAAUUACAUUAUUUUUCAUAGCCAUAGAGUAUGUAGAUCCGCCAACCUGAAUUUAUCCAACAAUAUAUCAUGUUUGCCUACUAGUAUUUCGUGUUUAUAAAAUAUUGAUAAAAAAGAAAUAGCGGUCUCCCGCGUGUAAUACAUUACUUCUUGACAAAAUUAUGACGCUUUACAAACGAGUUCGCAUACUUCUUUCCAUUUUUAAAUUAAUACUGCAUUUCUGACACUAGCAAAUAGAUGACAUUAUGUGUCAGACACUUGCAUUUAUUAUUAUUGGUUUAUGAAACAGUGAGAAUCAAUCAGCAAGUACAUUACAGUUUACGGAGAUAGUCGAGCUCACCACGACCGUCCAGUACAUAAGUAGUUACACAAAUUUAGAGUUCCAAGAUUCGUGUACGAAAACCAAUCAUCAUUCACAUAAAAUACCUUCUGUCUACAGUAAUCGUCUGUGCUUCUGAGAGACAGUAUCUACUCUAUAUAUGUAAUACACUGUUGAAAUGUAACGAAACUUUUUGUUCAGUACAUUAAUUUCAGACAAUUGUAGGUAUGCAUGUAUUCAUUUCUAUUCAGGCCCGCUGUUUUUAUUUGUUGAAGAAUUAUAAUUUUACAACUAUAAUUGGUUCUUUAAGUACGUCAAAAGUUUGCUUAGAUAGCUAUGCCGAAUGAUAUGUGAAUAUAGAACUUCCGUGGGUAUCAAUAUCUGUAGAAGGUCGGUGCGCCGUACUAACUGCCUUAUUCUAAGUGAAAAUACGUAUUUCUUAAUGUAAAGUAUUUAACAUGCAAAACAAUAGAAUGCUUAAUGCUAAAUCAAGUGCUAAAUGUCAGGUACUUAAUUGUAAUUGUACAGUAAAACUACAAAAAGCUUAAUGUCAAAUGCAAAUCAUUGUCACAUCCAUUUCAAACUAAAUGAUACUUACAUCCAUUAUGUCGAGACAUCCUAUUUAACCAGUCCGAUAAGAAGCAAAAAAGUAGCAUGUUUUCCGGUCAUGCAGAAAAAGGAAAAUGAUUUGAAAGGCGUUCAAAAAAGACAAAUAUAAAAAAAACGCCUAUGACAAAUUUAAGGAUGAUUUCACCGCAUUCACUGUGCACUACUUUGAGUUGUUGAUUUAACUAAGGCCUAACAAUAUGCAUUUUGGCAUUUAUUGGUUCGAAUUUUGCACUUAACAAGUAUCAUUGAGAAUUUAGAAAUUAACAAUUGACAUUCAGUAUUUGGCUAUCAGCACUUCCGCGUACUAUGUAUUAAGUAUAUUUGGCAGUUAGCAUAGUGCAGUGGCCUUUCACAGAUAUCUUCCAUUAAUACAACAGGGCAUAAAACAAUGUUUAAUGCAACACUGAUUUGCUCUUAUUUUAAUGAUAGUAUAAAACACCAGCAAGCAUAAAACAUCAGUAAACUUUAACAGUGCAUGAAAUAUUGUUAAUGGUAAACGUUUACAGUGCGUGAUAUAUUGAUAAUAGUGUAAAACAUCCGUAAAAUCUAACAGUGCGUGAUAUAUUGAUAAUAGUACAAAACAAGAGUAAACUCUUACAGUGCGUGAUAUAUUGAUAAUAGUGUAAAACAUCCGUAAAAUCUAACAGUGCGUGAUAUAUUGAUAAUAGUAUAAAACAAGAGUAAACUCUUACAGUGCGUGAUAUAUUGAUAAUAGUGUAAAACAUCCGUAAACUCUAACAGUGCGUGAUAUAUUGAUAAUAGUGUAAAAUAUCGGUAAACUCUAACAGUGCGUGAUAUAUUGAUAAUAAUGUAAAACAUCCGUAAACUCUAACAGUGCGUGAUAUAUUGAUAAUAGUAUUAAACAUCGGUAAACUCUUAACAGUGCGUGAUAUUUUGAUAAUAAUGUAAAACAUCCGUAAACUCUAACAGUGCGUGAUAUAUUGAUGAUAGUAUUAAACAUCGGUAAACUCUUAACAGUGCGUGAUAUUUUGAUAAUAAUGUAAAACAUCCGUAAACUCUAACAGUGCGUGAUAUAUUGAUAAUAGUAUUAAACAUCGGUAAACUCUUAACAGUGCGUGAUAUUUUGAUAAUAAUGUAAAACAUCCGUAAACUCUAACAGUGCGUGAUAUAUUGAUAAUAGUAUUAAACAUCGGUAAAGUCUUAACAGUGCGUGAUAUUUUGAUAAUAAUGUAAAACAUCGGUAAACUCUUAACAGUGCGUGAUAUAUUGAUAAAGGUAUAAAUCAACAGUAAACUCUAACAGUGUAUGAUAUAUUGAUAAAAUCGGUAAGCUCUUAUACUGAUAAUUGCCUAGAAAUAUCAAUAAGCUGUCAUACUGAUAACAGCAGUAAGCUGUUAGUACAAAACAGGCACCAGUGACCGCGUAAACUAAUAGCAUAUUUAAGGUUGGUACUGAUUACUUUAUCUAAAACAUCUCUCAAAUGAUAUCCUAGAAGCUGUUCAUUUAGUUGGUGUAAUCAAUUGGAAUAAAGUUCUUUCUCCAUUACUAAAAUAUGUAGUACAGCCAUGGCGUACAGGUUGUCCCACGUCUACGACCCUUUGUACGUCGUUUCCACGAAACCGGAAACUGACGGACAAGGCCGAAGAUAGCCGAUCGUCGUAGUAUGAUACAUCUGAGGAAGACAACAGUCCGUUGUCGAAACUGUCAUGGUAAAAACAUAUUUUAGUAGUGUAAAAAGAACUUUAUUCCAAUCUCUCAAAUGAUCACUUUGCCGUGAGCUGAUGUGGGUAGGCGUUUCUUUGGCGUUGGCAGAAGGUUAAGUAAGCAUGAUUAGUGUUAUCGUCUGCUUUAAGCGAGUUUUGUAUACGUAUUCUCAAUAGACUAGUUAUGACAUUCGUUGUCUAUAAGCUUGAUCUUUGAUAAGGGGACUGGCUUAAAAAUAAGCAUCUUUAAUUUUAGGACAAGAAAUGUACUUUCAAAAGGAAAAGGUACAUUAUUUAAAGAAGUAGAUAUUCCUUCUUGAGGUAGAAUGGAGUUAUUUUAAUAAAUUGAUAAACAGUUUUAAAACAGUGCAAUGCAUCAUAUGUAAAUAUAUUUAUCUGUUUUGUUUGAAAAUAAAUGAUAUGUUCGUUAUUAAAGAUCUAUAUUACCA
Mercenaria mercenaria is the source of this 4602-nucleotide messenger RNA. Its product is annotated as probable peptidylglycine alpha-hydroxylating monooxygenase 1. Gene Ontology annotation, molecular function: peptidylglycine monooxygenase activity; copper ion binding. Lineage: Eukaryota; Metazoa; Mollusca; Bivalvia; Venerida; Veneridae. The coding region runs from base 174 to 1406 and encodes 410 amino acids. The record is from RefSeq and is a predicted model, not a curated record. The transcript is spliced from 13 exons. Gene Ontology annotation, cellular component: extracellular region; membrane. Gene Ontology annotation, biological process: peptide metabolic process.